UCGAGUUACCCCUUACACAAAUGAACCUUUUUUGUUUUUCUACAUAUCCCUAUUUCCCUUGAUGGGAAGGAAUUCUUCUUCCAGGAAAUCAAACAUAUUGUAUAUAUUCCGUGUUACUCUUGUUGACCUUAAUAGCCUAUGCAUCAUUGAUCAGCGAUCGUGGAAAACACACUGCUCCAGAGCCUCAACAGGAUCAGCAAGUGAUUGCACCGGUUGAUAUCUCUCUCCAUAUAUAUAAUUUCAAAUAAAGUUAAUAGCAAGAGAGAACAAGAAGAAGAAGAAGAAGAAGAAGAAAAGGAGGGAGAGAUCAAAUUAAUUAAUAAUGGAAGCAGAAAGGCUAGGAGGAGGUGUUGUUCCAAGUAGUUUACAGGUCUCAUUCUCUACUAGUACUAGUAAUAGUACUACUCCACAAGGGAAUAUUCAUGAACUGGGUUUUGUCCAAUUCGAAGAAAACCAGGUCUUAAGUUUCAUGUCCCCUUCCCAACACAUAUCUUCUCAUCAUCAUCACCAGAUCACUACUCCUCCUAUAACCACCACUGCUUCCACCGGUUUUACGGCCGGCCAAGGCAAUAACCAGGUGGGAACAUUGGAUCCGAAGACUACUGUUAACGACGAUGGAAAUGCCAAUAAUGGCAGCAACGAUUCUUGGUGGAGAAGCUCAUCAGGAUCCACAGAUCAGAAAAAUAGUAGUAAUAAAAUGAAGGUGAGGAGGAAACUGAGAGAACCAAGAUUCUGCUUCCAAACAAGGAGUGAUGUGGAUGUGCUUGAUGAUGGUUAUAAGUGGAGAAAAUAUGGCCAAAAACUCGUCAAGAACAGCCUCCAUCCAAGAAGCUACUACCGGUGCACGCACAACAACUGUCGAGUGAAGAAACGAGUAGAACGGCUAUCGGAGGAUUGUCGAAUGGUUAUAACAACCUAUGAAGGUAGACACAAUCACUCUACCUGCGAUGACUCCAACUCAUCCGACCAUGAUAACAACCGCUUCUCCUCUUUUUAGAUCUAUCUAUCUUCCCCAAUUACACAACGAACACAUUUGCCUUGUUCAUUUGGUAUAUAUAUAUAUACACACGUGUGUGUGUAAUGUAUAAGAUUGUGAAACUCCCUGGCGAUGUUAGGGGAAUUAUAAUUUAUGACUACAUUUGC
Messenger RNA from Tripterygium wilfordii, 1143 nucleotides. Its product is annotated as probable WRKY transcription factor 12. Gene Ontology annotation, biological process: regulation of DNA-templated transcription. Bases 323 to 997 code for a protein of 224 amino acids. Gene Ontology annotation, molecular function: DNA-binding transcription factor activity; sequence-specific DNA binding. The record is from RefSeq and is a predicted model, not a curated record. The transcript has 4 exons. NCBI's taxonomy places the organism in Eukaryota, Viridiplantae, Streptophyta, Magnoliopsida, Celastrales, Celastraceae.